UAUGACAUGCAUCAUUGUAAACCUUGUUUUAUUGCUGCGUUAAUAACAAUCUUAAUGUUCGUUGCUUUCAUGGUCAGUUUAGGUUUGACAACAGGACGUGCACCACCGAAAACUGCAAGAAUGUCUUUCGAUCUGAUGGACGUUGAAAAAGAGUACGCCAAAGACAACCGGCUCAGCCCCCAGGACGUGAAAAUCCUCGCCGACUGGAUGGAAAAACAGCCCCAUUUGCCCAAAGCCACCGAACUCCAGCUCAUCCUUUUCCUCCAGAGUUGUUACUACAGAAUCGAGGUUGCGAAAAAUGCAAUCGAUAAUUUUUUCACAGUUCGAACUCUAUGUCCCGACAUUUUCGGGGCUCCACCAAUCGAAAUAUUAAAACGUGAAUUAACAGUUGGUUCGAUUAAUUUCCUCCCUGAGCAAACACCAGAGGGCUAUAGGGUGGUUUUAAUGAAGUUGAUUGACACACGACCUGAACAUUACCACUGUGUGAGUGAGAUAAAUUUCACGGACUUGACAUUGAUGCUGAAUUUGCACCAACAAGGCACUUGUAACGGACUUGUGGCCAUUAUGGACAUGAAAGGGCUCACUUUUGGGCACCUGACUAGGUUUAAUUUGGUGGCGAUUAAGAAACACUUGUUCUAUGUUCAAGAAGCCGUCCCUGUCCGAAUUAAGGGCAUACACCACAUUAAUAUUGUCCCUUUCACUGAUAAAAUCAUAGCCAUGGUCAAGCCCUUCAUGAAGAAGGAACUAAUCGAUUUGCUCCAUUUUCACAAUUCUAUGGAUUCGUUGUUUAAAUUUGUCCCUAAGCAUGUUUUGCCUAAGGAUUAUGGGGGCGAAGCUCCGUCGCUUGAAACAUUGCACGAACAAAACGCCAAAAAUCUUUUGGAAAACAUGGAUUUUUUUAAAUGGAUGGAUACGCUCAAAGUUGACGAGACUAAAAGGCCCGGGAAACCGAAAAAUGCUGGAAGUAUUUUCGGUGUUGAUGGUACUUUCAAAAAAUUGGAAGUUGAUUAAUUAUGUUAUUAAUUGUUGAUUGUGUGUUUUAUGGGUUAAUAAAAAUAUUAAUGGUAA
Molecule: messenger RNA, 1068 nt
Organism: Tribolium castaneum (red flour beetle)
Lineage: Eukaryota; Metazoa; Arthropoda; Insecta; Coleoptera; Tenebrionidae
Product: alpha-tocopherol transfer protein-like
Exons: 6
Coding region: 7-1011 (334 amino acids)
Cellular component (GO): membrane
Molecular function (GO): phosphatidylinositol bisphosphate binding
Source: RefSeq, a predicted model, not a curated record